Fusarium redolens is the source of this 1774-nucleotide messenger RNA. Its product is annotated as leucine carboxyl methyltransferase 1. Gene Ontology annotation, molecular function: protein C-terminal leucine carboxyl O-methyltransferase activity. The record is from RefSeq and is a predicted model, not a curated record. NCBI's taxonomy places the organism in Eukaryota, Fungi, Ascomycota, Sordariomycetes, Hypocreales, Nectriaceae. Gene Ontology annotation, biological process: C-terminal protein methylation. Bases 455 to 1582 code for a protein of 375 amino acids. The transcript has 2 exons.
CUUGAUCAUUCUUGUGAAUUUACAUUCUAUUCAUGCCCGAGAGUUCCGGUAUUUACAUGGCGUUUACGAGGCAGAUUGGCUUUAAUACCCUGGUGAUCCCUAGAGGAUUGUGCUUCUGGACUAACGGUUGAGUUUAUCUGAAACUGUUCGUGUUGGCUCGUGCUAUUGCUUGGCUACGUCGGCUUGGUAUAUUCGUUUUACGCUGCAUGUCGACCUCAAAUGGCCUCUAUUUAUUACUGUAUUCAUUCGUGGACAUGGGUUAAAUGAGGUGCAUGCCCCGCAAUCAUGACCUCCCAUUGCUUGCAGGGGCUGUCCGACGUCACUGGCCACAUUCAGUGAAGAAAGCCCCUCUAUUCUACUCAACCUCAUAAAGCUCUAGACUAGCUCGAGCUCCAUCAGCCGGAACAACUAGAGCCACCAUAACUUCACCCCGAAUACCCUCAAACAUUCAAGAAUGCCCGCCCCUGAGAUACCGAAUCUUCUCAAUUCUCUCCGCAGCGCACGCGGAGGUAGAGGCCGUGGUAGAGGCAGAGGAGGUCACGGCUCAUCAGCUCUUACUCACGAUGCUACCAUUCAAGGCACAGAUACUGAUGCUUCGGUGUCGAGGCUGAGCGCUGUUGAUCUGGGAUAUCUUUAUGAUCCGUAUGCUCAGCACUUUGUACAGAGUGGCAAUGGGCCGGUGGCAAGACGACUUCCUAUCAUUAAUCGAGGAACAUAUACCCGCACAAUCUCUCUGGACACCCUUAUCGAGUCGUUUCUAGACGGUGGUCAAGACAGUGAACAAGGCGCAGCACCAAAGCAGAUUGUAUCAUUGGGGGCUGGUACUGAUACACGACCUUUUCGACUAUUUGUUUCAGAAUCGCGUCCUGGAUUGAUAUAUCAUGAGCUCGAUUUCGAAGUCGUUACUUCAAAGAAAUUACGGACAGUACAAGCGACGCCUACGCUGAGAAAUAUCUUGAAAGAUGCUACUCAAGUGACUGAACACUCCUGGUCAGCUAAACCUUCUGAGUGCGAAUACUACUGCCAUGGCCAAGACUUGAGAGGUUUCUCACAAUCAGAAACACCAAAAGAGGAUGAUGGGCCAGAAACAACGGCGGAAGAAAACCCCGAGAUCUCUCUUCCUGGUCUACGAACCGAUAUCCCAACACUACUUCUCUCAGAGUGCUGUCUCUGCUAUCUCACCGUCACCGAAGCCUCAGAUGUGAUAGACUUCUUCAGCUCAAGAAUACCCAACCUCGCCACCAUCAUCUACGAACCUAUCCGUCCAGACGACGCCUUUGGUAAGAUGAUGGUGUCAAACCUAGCAGCACGUCGCAUUCAAAUGCCGACUCUUCAGAUGUACCCUACACCAGAAGACCAACGGGCACGGAUGAGCAAAGCUGGAUUUGACAAGGUGUAUCAUAUGACGAUUGAGGAUAUCUGGCAGAAUUGGGUAUCGUCGGAUGAAAAGCGGCGUGUAGAUUCGCUAGAGGGGUUGGAUGAGGUGGAGGAGUGGAAGUUAUUGGCGGCGCAUUACAUCGUUGUCUGGGCUUCAAAAGGGAACGGGUUUGAAAGUUGGGAUAGCAUAAGAGGUGCAGCUUGAUUCUAUGAAACAGAUGAUGUGAUUGAUGAUCCAGAACAUGAUGGUUGCUCUGCAGUUGACUCAUGAUUGUGUACAACCCGUAUGAACUGGUUCGUGACAGAGCCAGGUUACACAGGCACAGCCGAGAUAAUUGCGAAACAUGUUCAACAAAUCAAAUACGUGAUCAAGAGUUAAAGCGACUCAUUUCUUAAA